Molecule: messenger RNA, 6463 nt
Organism: Siniperca chuatsi (mandarin fish)
Lineage: Eukaryota; Metazoa; Chordata; Actinopteri; Centrarchiformes; Sinipercidae
Gene: tsc22d3
Product: TSC22 domain family, member 3
Exons: 3
Coding region: 4362-5033 (223 amino acids)
Biological process (GO): regulation of transcription by RNA polymerase II
Source: RefSeq, a predicted model, not a curated record
GUCUGUAUUUCUGGAGACAAACAUUUUCACCCAAAACAAGCUACCAGAGAACCAAGACAAAUAUUUAUUACACAUUUGCAGCUGACAGUAAGUUUGAAUCUCAGUACGUAUUCAUGAAAUCUGCUAAAAUCAAAUUUAAAAUUUAAAAUUAAAAGAAAAAAUUUCACACAGAAUCACAGGGUUGAAAUUAUGCUGCUACACAGUUCUCUAUGGUAUAAACCUUUCAAGCAAUUUGCACCACACCCCAAUCAGUGAUCUCAAAGCAGGUGUUUUCCAUCAGCUAUCAAAGGCUAAUCACCUGCUGUGACAGGACAGUGCUAGUGCCAGAUUUCUGCCCAAUUUACUCGGUGCAGAUGAUGAAUUUAUUUAAUACUCAAGAUAUUAUUUUUGUGGUUUUGGCAAUCAUUCAUAAUAACACUCUACUCUCUACUCACAGACUUCAUUGCAAAUAAAUUGAACGACAGCAACAACAUUACCACAAUGAAAUCCAGUGAGGCAAGCAAUAACAGUGGAUGAUUGGAGUCAUGGUUUUUCAAAAAGAAUGCCAAAUUUUACAAUAGGCUACUAAUUUCAAAGACAAAAUUAAGUCAGACAAUUAAAUUAUUUUCUGUAAUGUCCUUGUGCAAACACCUAUUUUCUUUUUUUUUGUAGGUUCAUCUUUGAGGUGUACCACAGUUUUGCACUCACACAGUUUUUCUAUCCAAUGGAUGAUUGCAGCUGAUAUUUCAGGGGCACUGACCUUUUGUUUCAAUAUCAAAUAAGUGGUGUAGAUAAUGUGUCUAAAUUGGGAAUUUGUUUACAAACUAUGUGAUUAGCUGACACACUUGUGUUGCUUACUCCACUGGACUCCGUCCCAGUAAUGUUGACGUGUCCUCAGAUUUCAGCAACUACUGUUUCAGUUGAGUGUUCCCUUACCAGUAGCAACCGCACAGUUCCAUAGCAGGUACAGUUUAGUUAGCUGACAUUGUUGAAUCCAUCCUUUUGCCAGGAAUCUUUUAUCUGCUGUCAAAAUGCCCUUGUUGGAGCAUUAUCUGUAGGUCCUCUUUUUAUAACAGCCGUUUUGUGAUUAUUCAUUGGUCAUUUUGUAGAAUUUAGUUUUCCUGCGAUGAGUUUUCUGCCAACCCAGCUAGCCCUUCUAGCUGUCUGAGGCUAUUGUUUGCUAAUACAACAUGCUAAGUAACUGUUAAUUUACUGUUGGGCAAACUGUUAUGUAUUUUACUCUUUUUACCUUUUGUAGGUUCUACAUCCGUGGUGGAAAGUAACUAAGUACAUUUACACAAGUAGGAUUUAAAAUGCAGGACUUUUACUUGUAAUAGAGUAUUUUUGCAUUGUUGUACUGGUACUUUUUCUUAAGUAAAGGAUCUGAAUACUUCUUCCACCGCUGCUCUACAUAUAUAUUUGCUAGAUUAACUGCUUUGUUGUACUUCUUAUGAUGACUUAAAGGAAUAGUUCGACAUUUAUUCAUUUUCUGAUGGGAUAGGUGAAAAGAUUGAUACCACUCUCAUAUCUGUCAGUUAAAAUAUGAAGUUACAACCAGGAGCCAUUAGCUUAGCACAAAGACUGGAAACAGGAGGAAACAGCUAGCCUGGCUCUGUUCACUAAUUAACACUUUAUAUCUUGUUUGUUUAAUCUGUACAAAAGCUUAAGUAUAUAAACGACAAUUUGCUGUUUUAUGGGGGACUAUUUCUUGGCUGCAGCACUAAACUGCCUGGAAUCUCUGCUUACCGGCUGCUGGCUUUAUCCUUUAUCCUUUAGAGAUAUGAAAGUGGUAUCAAUCUUCUCAUCUAACUCUUGGCAAGAAAACGAAUAAGCGUAUUUCCCAAAUGUCAAACUAUUGCUUUAAUGUUGAUCUUUCACUGGUGAUAUUUUGUUUCUUCCUAGCACGGAAGACAAUGUUACUGAUUUGACAGUUAUGAAUUUAGCUUCCUUGUUACUGUACUAAUUAAUUUUUGCAGUACCUUUGGUCUAACUCUGAUUUGUGGUAUCUCUUUUUUUCCCUGAAUUGUAAUACCUGUUAUUGAAUUUGUUGUCCAAUACUGUUUUCACAGUUUCACAAGUGCUUCCAGGAAAGGCCAACUCCUGUCGUCAGCUUUUACUGGGAGUGUGUUUAGCUUGCUGCAUAGCUGUGCAAUCUACACGCACAGUGAGGGCAGGAAGAGUUACUUUCUGAAUAAAAUGCCACGUUAAUCCAUAAGAAUGACGACCAAAAUGAUAAAAAUAAGACCCAGAUUAAAUGAAAAAUCUUGAAUUCUGAGUUAAAACAUGUGAAUGCAAUCACUAAUCAUGUACAGCUUCUUAAAAUGGCUGAUGCAGUAAUUCCACAGCUCAAUUGUUCCUCUUACUAUUUGACUGCAGAGACCAUUUUCUUCCUUAUUUCCACCAGUAAAGGUUCUAACCAUAGAUAUAGUAAGCCUACGUAAACUCAUUUUAUCCACCUUUUACAGGUUUAUAUAAACCAGCAUAACUUGAAUUCAGAUUAUAUAUUCUAGUGAUAUAUUAGGCCAAUGUCAGUUAAGAUAAGUGUUUUUUAGGAGAAGGGUUUAAAUUGUGGCGUAUCAGGUGGAGGAAAGAAUGGAAUUGUUUUUAUUUAUUUUUGUAGUAGAACGUGUUUGCCUUAUAAUGCUCACAGAAGGUGGUUCCACUUGACUUCUUCAUCAAUGACUAUACUUCCCACUAGAGGGCAGCCUCUACCCGAAUCUGUCCUCAAUCCCCUCCUUCCACCAACCAAACUGUAGCAGCCCUGCUGCCCGAGGACAUCAUUACACACUCAAUAAAGCAAUAGUCAGUCAUUUUCUCUGCUUAAUUGAUCCCACUGCUACCCAACAAUGCGUGGUGUGACAUUUUUUUAUUGCAGCAGAAACAGCAGCAUGUCUCAGAGUAAGGCAUGCUAUUUGUAAUUAUCUUGUUGUGUUCUUGCAUGACCAGCCAUCUGAAGACAGCAUGCAGUACACUUGUUGGUCAGUGGACGAGGUCAGGGGCUCAGCAGUGCACUCCUCCUUGAGCUGUCUGUAUAGCUGUAAUGACAUUGUCCUGGGAUUUACCGGGGCUUGUGAAACACUCGUCUGGAGGACAAGAACACCACAGGCUCUUACUCAAUCCAAAACUGUUUUGGAACAGAUAUAGAAAUUGAAAUCAUAAACAAACACAGGGGAGGCCUGAUAAGAUAAUGUUUAUGUUUACUAUGCAAGUUUAGAGCGCACAGUCAGUCAUCCUCUCUCUCUCUCUCACCCUCACACACACGCACAUGCACGAUGACACUAAUGACACUAAUGUGCAUUAUCUAACACAGACAACCAUUUGCAUUCACAUUAAGCUCUGAUAUUUUUAAAUUUCCAAUUUAACCAACCAGAGGAAGGAAAUCAAAGUACAUAGUGCAGAAAAUGCAAGGCCUCAUUCACCAAAAAUUGAGUUAUGUAAAGGAACUUCUUUUUGGAAUAUUUACUGUGACUCUUCAGACCUAUUCACAGUCCAUUUCUGAGCAAAGAAAUCUUGAUCUACAUUUAACUGCACAACGGAAAAGCCUGUGCUACUACUGAAUAUAUAAAAACUAAUUCAAUAGAGACAGGAAAACAGGAGAAAUGCACACAAGCUGUAAGAUGCCGUGCUGGCAACUCACAUCUACAGUAAACAUUAGUUUGUUUUUUUCUUUUCACAAAUUAGCAAGACAGACAUGUUAUCGUGUCUUUGUGUGUGUUCCUGCGGCCUCCCUCACUCAAGCAUGUUCUGAAGCUUCACUCCCUUUCCCUUCCCCUUAAUGCAUGCACAGCUAAGCUGAAAAAGAAAAGAGGAGGGCCCAGUGCAUGUAACCAGCGAUGCUUUUUACCAAUCACAGGGGUUUCCCCACCCUCUCUGUCUCCCUCCCUUUUAGUUCCCACCUACUGUCUCUAAGCACACCAACCAAAGAAAAAAAAGUGAUAAGCAGCAAGCAGCUUCUGGGUUUUGCUUUCAAGCGCACUCCUGCUGAAUCGGUGUGAGUGAGCAUGUAUGUGUGUGUGCGUGGGGCGUUCACUCACUCUCCUGCCACAGUAGCAACACAUUGCAGCAUCGUCCGCCCCGAACAAAAGGCUAAACGCAGCAAAGCCACAGGAGGAGAAACUCAGGGAUAGAAGCAGGCAGAGUGGCCCAGCGUGACUGCACUUCUCAGGGAGGAACUCAACCUGCCAUUUAACCAUCCGGGCCCCAGGGUGGAGACAGGACGGUGCACUAGACCAUCCCAGGCUGCCUGUCUGUCUGCCUGAGCUGAGGAAAACACCCUGUUACUGACAGUUUUGUCUUUCAUUCAUAUACCUCAGUCUCUGUCAUUCCUGCACCUGCCCUUCUGCACCUGGGUGUCUUUCCUUUUCAUCCACCUGUCUUUUGAGAUGUCAGACGAUGACUGCCGCUCGCCCAUUGGCCUGGACUGUUGCAGUUGCUGCCUGGACCUGGCCAAUGGCUGUGAUGAGUCCAUGUCCAGCAGUCCGGCUCAGGGCCUCGGUACUACUGGGGGCCUGCCAGGAAGCCCCACCAGCCCCAGUGUCAAUCACUUCCGCCAGCUCCGCAACCAGCUGAUGUACCAGAACCUGAACACGGACAAGCUGAACAACAUCAUGAGGCAGGACUCCCUGGAAUCGGUGGUGAGGGACCCCUGCUUCCUACUCAAUGAGGGGAUCUGCAACAGCAACAUUGAUCAAACUAUGCUGUCUAUACUGCUCUUCUUUCACAGUGCCUCUGGUGCUAGCGUUGUGGCCAUCGACAACAAGAUUGAACAGGCGAUGGAUCUUGUCAAGAACCACCUGAUGUACGCGGUGCGUGAGGAGGUGGAGAUCCUCAAAGAACAGAUCAAAGAGCUGGCGGAGAAGAACAACCAGCUUGAGAGGGAGAACUACCUGCUGAAGAACCUGGCCAGUCCAGAGCAACUGGAGAAAUUCCAAUCAUGCAUCCCGUCAGACGUGCUGUUACCCCUGGACAAUCAGAGCGCCCAGGUGACCCCAGACCAGCAGCAGCAGCAGCAGCAGCAGCAGACCUGCAUCCACAGCACAGGCUCUGCUGUGUAAGUGGCUCUGCCUUGGGGCGGGCAGAGCCACUGUCUCUUAACAGUAAUGGACCUCCAUUUGAACCUAAGUGUUACAAAAUCGCCGCCGCCGAGAACCCUUCAAAACAGUGAAGGUGAAGCAUCGGGGCUGUAAAUGAUCGAUGGGACACAAAAGAACUGUUGACACUGAUAAGCACAAAACAGAACUUAAGACGCUCUGACCGGUGCGGUGUCAGGCCCGUCCUCUGAUACCGUCCAACUCUUUGUCGUAGUCAAAGACAAAAGCGCUAAGAAUAGAGAGAGGGCUGACUAGACACAGACGAGCGCUUGCUUUCAGACAGGGGGGUGCUUUCCCUGCCUAGCCGAAAUCUUCCAACAAACACCCUUACCUCUAGAGUGGGGGGUGAGGAAGUGUUGAUCGGGCUGGCCCUGCAGGUGCUAACUUGGAAAGUGUGGGGGAGGUUGCUCCCUGCUCACCCAGAGCAGACCCAUCUGAGACGGUCCUCCGUGUCUCAACCAGAAGAGCCCCGUCAUGUGGAUUUGUCCGACUUCAAAAUACAAGUUUCAAGGACUCCCAGCCAUGCAUUUCAUCCACAUAACGAGGACUUUUCCUGUACCUACAAUGUAUUGCUCAUGUGUUCGUGUACAUUUAAGCAUAACAAGAAUAAUCAACAGGAUAAGCUAAGGCAACAGAGGUGGAGGUUAAUGCAGUAUAGCCUAUUAGAGCUGGUGGACCGCUGCAGUAGACUGAUCAGUAUACUGUGAUGAUUCAUAAAAUGUAAUCUUGUAUUGUCUGCAGUUGGGGCUUGCUGCUUAUAGGGGACAUUAAUCCUGCUAUAUCUUCUGUUUUUGUUUGUGAUUCUGAACAAAUACCAGUUGUUUGUAAAAUAGGAGCAUUGUACAGUGGUCUUAUAAGAUUUUUUUGUAAUCUAGGUGGACAGGCAUAUCUGCCCACCUUGUUUGCCUAGCUCUUCACAGUAAAGGAUAACUACAAUGUACAUAAAGUUAAAACGUCUUGAGGUAAACGUAGUGGCGAUGGUGAGCAAGCAGACGCCGGCAGUUGUCGCUGCAGAUGCACUCCUGAUUUUUUUGCAGCGUCGUCCAGUAUCUGGUCCGUUUCUUGCUCAGAUGCCAACUUAAACGAUGGCAUGACAACAGUGCCUGUCCGUAGUAAGAGGAACACAUUUCCACACUGAGCUGCUGUUGUUGUUGUUUUCUAGCUACCAAAGACUUCGCCUUUUUUUUUUUCUCACAACAACAGAAGCCGAGCAAACCAGGACCAUGUGUAAAACUUCACAGGGAGACGUCUUGUUUGUAGCUAGUGCUUAAGUUUCUAUGUGUUUUGUAAAGAUAACGGUAUUGUUGCUGUAAAGUAUCCUCCUAACAGUUGUUCACUAUGGUGUUUGGAUACGACUGCACAUUUGCAAUAAACCUUAUGUUUACACAAUACAA